AUGGCGCCACAUGUAAUCGUUGGUCAGGUGCUUGUACCUGUACUGCUGGUUGGAAUGGCAAGUCAUGUGAUCAACCGUGUUCUAAUCACCGCUAUGGAAUGCCGUUGUGCGAAAAUUGCUCUUUGUGAUCCUGUAGAUGGCUCUUGUACGUGUCGCAACGGUUUCUCCGGCACACUAUGUGAUAAAGAAUGUCUUUGUCCAGACGGGUCACCAUGCCAGUCUGAUGGUUCUUGUGCGUGUGAACGAGGCUGGACAGGACAAAGAUGUGACCAACCAUGCCCUCUUGGUACGUUCGGAACUGGGUGUUCACAGGAAUGCCUAUGUCAAAACGGAGCACACUGUAAUCAGACAGAUGGAACCUGCACUUGUUCAUCAGGUUGGAUGGGGGAAGUCUGUGAUGUUGGAUGUCAGGAGGGGUAUUACGGACUUGAAUGCAGAGAUGUGUGUUCUUGCGUGAACGGUGCGAAUUGUAGCCACACCAGUGGUUCAUGCUUUUGUGCACCAGGCUGGAUUGGAGAGACAUGUUCUGAGAUGUGUCCAGAAAACUUCUUUGGCGAAGGUUGUCGGACGGAUUGCCUGUGCCAGAACGGAGCACAUUGCCAUCAUAAGGAUGGUCAUUGCGAUUGCAGUCCUGGGUGGACGGGUGAUCUCUGCGAUGAAAGAUGUCCACAAGGUUCAUACGGAAUGGAUGGAUGGCCAACCUGGAUGGACUGGGGACUUGUGUACUGAGGUUUGCCCGACAGACACUUAUGGAUUAGGAUGUACUGUG
Messenger RNA from Strongylocentrotus purpuratus (purple sea urchin), 769 nucleotides. Its product is annotated as multiple epidermal growth factor-like domains protein 11. The transcript has 2 exons. Bases 1 to 729 code for a protein of 242 amino acids. The record is from RefSeq and is a predicted model, not a curated record. Lineage: Eukaryota; Metazoa; Echinodermata; Echinoidea; Camarodonta; Strongylocentrotidae. Gene Ontology annotation, molecular function: scavenger receptor activity.